AUGGGGAUGGCCGAGGACAGGUGGGACUCUCCGGACAACGAGGAAGGUCCUGGCAUUGCCAGCCUGUUCUGCCCAGCAAGGUUCUCAGCAAUCAAUGGUGGCAGCCACACGCUACAAUCCAGAACCGAGACAACACCGUCGCCCGCCAACAACGCUGACAAUGGUCACGCAAGGUACAUCGCAUACACGCUGGUGCCCGUGUUCUUCAUCAUGGGUCUCUUCGGCGUCCUCAUCUGCCACCUGCUCAAGAAGAAGGGGUACCGGUGCACCACCGAGGCCGAGCAAGAAGCCGAAGAGGAGAAGGUGGAAAAGAUUGAGCUGAAUGACAGUUUAAAUGAAAACAGCGACACUGUGGGGCAGAUUGUCCACUACAUCAUGAAAAAUGAAGCAAAUGCUGAUGUUUUAAAGGCAAUGGUGGCAGAUAACAGCAUGGUUGAUCCUGAAAGCCCCGUGACCCCCAGCACACCUGGGAGCCCACCCGUGAGCCCUGGUCCCUUGUCUCCAGGAAGCACGCCAGGGAAGCACAACUGUGGCCACCACCUGCACACAGUGGGUGGUGCUGUCGAGAGCGACGUGUGUCAUCGGUGCAGGCACAAGCGGUGGCACUUCAUAAAACCCACCAACAAGUCGAGAGAGCCGCGGGCAAGGCGCCAUGGGGAGGUCACCGUGCUCUCGGUUGGCAGGUUUAGAGUUACAAAAGUGGAGCACAAGUCCAAUCAGAAGGAGCGGCGGAGUUUGAUGUCAGUCAGUGGGGCCGAAGGCGUCAACGGGGAGGUGCCUGUGACACCCAUGAAGAGGGACCGGAGUGGCACAGAGUAGCAGGAGGAAUCGUUUGAAGACGUCUAGGAGACGGAAAACCUUACAAGCUAUGAAGUUGCCUAGGGAGUAUUUGAUAUCUUUUCUACAGUUUCUAUGAUGGCAUCUGCGAGUAUGUGGAUUGGACCGAACGGGGAAUAGUGUUCUAUGCUGGACAUGGACGUCUUUCAGCUUUGAAAGACGUUUUUGGUUAAAAUAUCUGAUGAAAAAUGUAUUCAUUCCCAGGAAAGGAAAGAGCCCAUAUUUGAUCUUCCUGACUACCCCUCCCAGGCCUCCGCCCUCUGGCCUGGCGCCGCUUUCUCCAUACAGUGUACAGUGGAGUUAGUCACGCAGUCUCAGCUCAUGCUGGGGUCUCAGGCACGUGCGUGUGUCUGAGGUCCUUCAACCUUCACAGCCGUUUUUGGAUACUGGUUGUAAGAAGACGCUCUUACAGUUGAACUGUUACAGCAGGUCACUCGUGAACCUGUGGAGGAGAUAGGU
Molecule: messenger RNA, 1296 nt
Organism: Echinops telfairi (small Madagascar hedgehog)
Lineage: Eukaryota; Metazoa; Chordata; Mammalia; Afrosoricida; Tenrecidae
Gene: RELL1
Product: RELT like 1
Exons: 8
Coding region: 1-819 (272 amino acids)
Biological process (GO): positive regulation of p38MAPK cascade
Cellular component (GO): plasma membrane
Source: RefSeq, a predicted model, not a curated record